AAAGUUAUCAGUUUUGUCCGUAACGUAUCAAAGGCUGCACUGCCCCGUCCUCAUUUAUAUACAUUUUAUGCAAUAAUAAAUGUUAGUGGAUGAAAAGGAUGGCGAAAUCAAAGGAGAUGAAAUCUAAAGUGAAAAUGGAAGGUGAAUUCAUUCCCCCGGACGGAGGCUGGGGGUGGAUGAUUAUUAUUGCCGCUGGAGUUUCUAACCUGUCUGCUCUGCCAAUGCUGCAGCAGUUCGGGCUGCUGUUCCGCGACAGGUUCUCCAGCCUCGGCAUCACCAGCUCGGAGACCACCACCAUCAUAAACAUGAACUCGGCGCUGACCUCUUGCGUCGGUUUAGCCAACGGGCCAGUAUUUAAAACAUUCACGUACCGCCAAGUGUCGCUGACUGGAGCGUGCGUGGUCUUCAUUUCAUUAAUUCUAUGCACAUUUUCGUACAACUUCGUCACCUACCUCGUAUCGUUUUCUAUACUCUAUGGUGCUGGAUACGGAAUAAGCAGCUCAGCUAAUGCACUUGCUUUGAACACUUACUGGAAGAAUAGAAGACGUCUAGCGACCGGCCUCUCAUGGACUACCACAGGGCUUGGCCCUAUGUUAUGGCCACACAUUAUCACCGGUCUGAUCUAUCUCUUUGGCGAACAUGGAUGCAUUUUUCUUAUAAGUGGGUUUUCCUUACAUGCCAUCGCUUGCGCAUUACUACUUCAACCAGUGGAAUGGCACUGCAAAUCUACCAAUCGAGAAAAUGGCGACGAAGAAAUAUUAUUGGGCUCUGAACAAUCUGACAAAAGGGAUAAGGAAAGUGGUUAUUACAGCAAUAUGUCAAAAUUUAAGAAUAUCAGUGCUUUUUCCAGUCAGUAUAUUUAUAAUGAGGAUGAUCCAGUUAAUCCAGGAUAUGAAAUCACGGACCCGGGAGUGCCCAUGAUGUUGCGUGCCAACGACGGUUACUUUAGUCAAUCACGUCAAUCGAGAAGCAAGCUGUCGUCAAGGGAUGCCUCAGCUAAAACUUCCCGCAUGAAUUCAAAAAAACCUUCAAUGUCAAAUCUAACUGAAACUCGAUCUCGCAAAUCUUCUACGUUGUACCUCAAUGAAUCUAAAAAAAACUCCGCAGCAAAUCUGGGCACACUAGCCAACGAGCGAGAAAAUUAUAAACCCAAGUUAUACCUUAAUGAAUCUAAAAAAAACUCUGCUGUGAAUUUAGGAGCCAUGGCUCAAGAAAGAGACAAUUAUAAACCAAAAAGAAAAACUUCAAUUACCCAAACGCAGAUUCCAGAAUCGGAAAUAGAAGACUGCCCGACACUUAAAGCUCCUCAAGAUCUUAAAGCUGAUGAAAAGGUAGCUGUUGAAAAUAUAGAUCCAGAAAAAGCUAAAGUUAUUGCAGAUAAGGCUGAAAAACAUUUAGCUGGCAGUAAAAGUCUAAAAUCAUUCAAAAUGGAGAGUCAGUAUGGCGAAACUUAUAACAAAAAUAAUCAUAGCAACAUAUCGCUUAAAAAUCUAGACGAUGUUGAUGAACGAAAAUAUUUAAGAGAUAAUGCUAGCAAUCAAUCAUACCGUACUAGAUAUAGACGGAAAUCGAAUAAUUUUAAUUACGAAAGCGAAGUGUUAAAACAAGCUUCUUUGAAAUUAGAACAAUAUUUAAAAGAGAACGAAGAACCUGAUAACUUCAAAUUGUUAAUUCAUGGCCAGUUAGAGGAUGAUGUGAUUGAAGAAAACACAGAAAACGAGGAUGUUGAAGAUGAUGAAGAAGGACUGCUUACGUUUUGUCAAAAAGUGGCAAUAUUCUUCGAUUUAGAUUUGCUGAGAGACUUCACUUUCAUUAACUUGAUGCUCGGAAUCACGUUAGCUAACUUUAAUGAACUCAAUUUCUCUAUCCUAACACCAUUUAUACUAGGUGAUUACGGUAUGAGUAAAUCAGAAGUGGCUUUCUUUAUGUCGUUGCUAGCUGGAGUGGACAUUUGCGUCAGAUUCUGCAUCCCUUUCGUAGCUGGCAAAAUUGGAUGGGACAACAAUUCGUUCUUCCUCUUUGGUGUCUUAUCAAUGGCAAUGGGUAGAGUGGUUCUCGCCUACUACCAGACGUACUCCGUAGUGCUCCUGGUGGCGGUCAUGAUCGGCUUCGGCAAGGGGCUACGGACGGUGUUCAUGGCGCUGGUGAUUCCCACCCACGUGCCGCUGCACAAGCUGCCCGGGGCUACCGGCAUCCAACUGAUCACGGCCGGCAUCGUGUAUUUGGUGUUGGGACCUGUUGUUGGUUGGAUAAAAGACAAUGCCUCGACAGCUGUCACAUUACAUUGUUUAAACAUAUUCACGUGGCUCACAGCUCUCUCGUGGGGCCUUGAAAAAUACAUCAAUUACAUCAGAUCGAAGCAACAGCCCGUAACCGUAACCGUAACCAAAGAAGACAUUAUUAAAACAUAAAUUAAGUAAUGGAAAAUAGGAUACAUAUUUCAUACUAAUUCUAUUAUUUAAUAUUUGAAUAAAAUAAUUUUAGAU
Molecule: messenger RNA, 2486 nt
Organism: Cydia strobilella
Lineage: Eukaryota; Metazoa; Arthropoda; Insecta; Lepidoptera; Tortricidae
Exons: 6
Coding region: 90-2411 (773 amino acids)
Biological process (GO): transmembrane transport
Cellular component (GO): membrane
Molecular function (GO): monocarboxylic acid transmembrane transporter activity
Source: RefSeq, a predicted model, not a curated record